GGGCUUGCUCGUUCUUUUUCCUUUCUUUGUAAAAACAACGCAAACUAUUAAAAAAGUAAGUAGCUAGUAAAAUCAAUUUCUAUUAUCGACACACUCCUCAUAAUGUACAGCGAAAGUGAUCUCGAGAACUACGACGAGUACGCCUCGCUCGACAGCAGCGAUGAACUGAACGCUGCUGAGUUGGCCGAGAAGCUGAUCGAGGAGCGUGACCUGAGGCUGGGCGUUGCUUUUCAAACCUACGCGUGGCUCUUCGAGGCGGAGGACGGUUUUUUUAAAACAAACUUUCCUCACCUGCUGCCGAGUGACACGACGGGCACUGAUCGAUGGGACACCAAGUCGGGUCCUGACUGCUACCGCGUUGUGUCCGCUUUAUUGAACGCGGCUGCGGGAAACGAUGCGGUGGUCUCCAAAACGGAGGGAAACCAGGGUACGGCUACGGUGGCAGCCACAACGCCGCCUGUUGGCGACAAGGAAGAUACGUCAUCCAACGCAAGCGAUGCCGCCACAUGUACGAAAUUCGGCCUUCAGCCCUCUGGCGUGUACAUCCUCUCCCCCGCUGAUGGCAAACCGUCGCCGGCGUCACGCUUCCUCUGCAACAAUUUUGCCACGUGCAUUUUGAUUCCAGUGGCCAAGGAGCUCAACCGUGCGCACCUCCGCACCGCACACGCCGACCUCUUUCGUGGGAUGCCCAGCAUCGGCGAGGAGGGACUGGAUGUGGUGCCAGGGUACAAGCAUACCGAGCCGUCUGGAUGGGCGCUGCCCAUCUCCACCGCUCCAGAGGUGGUGGCGAAGCUGAAAGAACUGUACCCGAGCUGGCGCUCACCCACGCCGGCCGACGUACCGCUCUUUACCAGACCGGAGAGCUCCGGCUCGCGUGAUGGCGUGCAGCGGGCACCAGCGGCCUCGCCACGCAAGUUGUGGACUCGCAAUGCAGCAAGGCUGAUGCGCAGCAAAGAGCGUCUUCUCGCGUGCAUUGAAGCGGCUGGCGGGUGGUCUCAGGUGCAGUUUGUCGCCGUGGACGUGGAGGCGUUCGCGGUGACGGCGAACAGUGUGCCCCUGCCUGCAGAGUACGCCUUUGUGCCGAUUCGACCUCCUCGCAGGCGCCGUGUCCGUGCUGUCGCGGCGUCGGACGCGGCGACCGUGCCCGCAAACGGUGAGAAGACUGCGCGGUCGAGGCCUCUCAGCAUUGUGCACUUCUUCUGCCACCCGGGUCGCAUUCCCAUAGAGGAAGAAGACACCGUGUUGCACACCUGCAUCGACACGCACCUCAUCCCGUAUCGCAACGCUACUUUUCUGACCCACGACUAUCGCACCAAGGCGCGGCAAGUCGACGCCGCGUUUGUGCGCAACCCGCGCGUGGUGCUCAUCAACAAAGGCGAUCCGGACAGCCCGACGCUGAUGGACCUGCAGGCGAUCCGCUGGCUGUACGCUGCGGCCAUCUGGCAGCAUCACCGCUACUGUGACGUGUCGAAGCUGAUGGAGAAGAUGCGGGCAGACCCGCAGGAGUGGAUCCCGGACGCGCAGGAUAUUCGGUGCUUCGACGUGAGCGUGUUGGAGGCCGUCGCGGCGGAGUGCUUCCAGGCUGCUGCGGAGCCUCAGCAGAACGGAGCAACCACGGCACAGAAAGAGGCGCAAAAGAGUAGACGUGUGAAGGAGCCAGAGUCUUGUUGGUAUCACGAGGUGGUCCGGAAGAGCGAAGAGUGUGUCGAAAACAGUGUUCACUGUGCGAUGCUGGAUGCGCAGGUGCUUGCGCAGCGCGUGCAGGAGGGACUUAAAAAGUGGCAUCCUGGUUACUCUGCCUGA
This is a messenger RNA of Leptomonas pyrrhocoris, 1803 nucleotides long. RefSeq names its product RNA Interference Factor 4. The coding region runs from base 103 to 1803 and encodes 566 amino acids. The record is from RefSeq and is a predicted model, not a curated record. NCBI's taxonomy places the organism in Eukaryota, Euglenozoa, Kinetoplastea, Trypanosomatida, Trypanosomatidae. The transcript has a single exon.